Messenger RNA from Lactuca sativa (garden lettuce), 1245 nucleotides. RefSeq names its product S-adenosyl-L-methionine-dependent methyltransferases superfamily protein. The record is from RefSeq and is a predicted model, not a curated record. Lineage: Eukaryota; Viridiplantae; Streptophyta; Magnoliopsida; Asterales; Asteraceae.
CUAUAAACCCCACGAGAAAUAGAUCUAAGACACCGACUCCUUCACCAGACUGGUAGUGAAUACUCGCCACUCUCACAUGGCUCUCUCAUCGUCUUCAUCCCCAAAGGGAAUUGUAAUACCGGUACCGGUGCUGGUGCUCUCUGCCGCCGGCGCCGCCAUCUUCCUCUUCUUCCUCCUCUCCUCUCUCUCUUCUUCACCGACCUCCUGUUCCUGCCCCACCACCACCGCUUCCACUGCCGUCGUCCAAGCUAGUAGACAACAACCACAAGAACGGAUCUCUGCUUCGGAAGAUGACAUCGAUUGGGUGAAGACCCAGAUCGAAGUGAAUGGACUGCAUAUGCAGGAUAAUGUGCUCCGCAAGGGUAUCAAUCCUCGUACUCGCGCCCAACAGCUUCAGGAUUUGAUCCAGUACAAAGGGAUAUCACAUUAUGAACAAGAGGAAGAAGCAAAAAACCACACAGCCUUUCCAUGUCCAGGUGAACUCCUAGUAGAACAACACCACAGUAACUAUGGAGAACCCUGGGCUGGUGGGAGAGAUGUAUUUGAAUUCCUUGCAGAAUCCUCUCACUUAAUUCCAGAAUCCCGUGUUCUUGAAAUCGGAUGUGGUACACUUCGAGUUGGCUUACAUUUCAUCCGAUACUUGAAUCCAGAACACUUCCAUUGUUUAGAAAGAGAUGAGCUCUCUCUCAUGGCUGCAUUUAGGUAUGAACUUCCUGCACAAGGGUUGCUUUAUAAACGUCCUUUGAUCUUGAAAGGUGAAGAUAUGGAGUUUGUGAGAUUUGGGUCUGGAUUUAUGUAUGAUUUAGUGUAUGCGAGUGCUGUGUUUCUUCAUAUGCCUGAUAAGCUUGUGUGGGUUGGAUUAGAGAGAUUAGUGGGUCGAUUGAAGCCUUUGGAUGGAAGAUUAUUUGUGUCUCAUAAUGUUAAGUUUUGUUCAAGAUUGGGUGGAGAUGAAUGUAGCAAAAGAUUGAAAAGUUUAGGGCUUGAGUACAUGGGAAAACAUACACAUGAUAGUUUAUUGUUCAAUCAUUAUGAGAUAUGGUUUGAGUUUAGAAGAUUUACAAUGUAAAGAUUUUUGUAAUUUGGUUUCUUUUGUUUGUGGAAACCAUGUAAACUUUUAAGUUUUAACCUCCUUAGGCUACUCAUACAGAUUUUGAUGUCAUUUUUAAUUCUUUGGAGGAUGAAAACAGAGGUGCAGUUGUAUAAUGUAACACACAUUGCUGAAAUGAACAAUUGUAUUUGUUAUUA